UUUCCGGUGGGUCCGGCAUCGCUGAGGGAGAAGAUGGCGGCGCUGGGGGAACCGGUACGGCUGGAGCGGGAUAUUUGUAGAGCAAUUGAAUUGUUGGAAAAACUACAAAGGAGUGGAGAGGUACCACCACAGAAACUUCAGGCUUUACAAAGAGUUCUUCAAAGUGAGUUCUGCAAUGCUGUGAGAGAGGUUUAUGAACAUGUCUAUGAGACUGUGGAUAUCAGUAGCAGUCCUGAAGUGAGAGCCAAUGCGACCGCAAAGGCUACAGUUGCUGCUUUUGCUGCCAGUGAAGGACAUUCUCAUCCUCGAGUUGUUGAGCUCCCAAAAACUGAAGAGGGCUUGGGAUUCAAUAUUAUGGGAGGCAAAGAACAAAAUUCUCCAAUCUAUAUAUCUCGAAUAAUUCCUGGUGGGAUUGCUGACAGACAUGGGGGCCUCAAACGAGGAGAUCAGCUCCUUUCUGUCAAUGGAGUGAGCGUCGAAGGAGAACAUCAUGAAAAAGCUGUAGAACUGCUGAAAGCAGCCCAAGGAAAGGUUAAAUUGGUGGUACGGUAUACACCCAAAGUCUUAGAAGAAAUGGAGUCACGCUUCGAAAAAAUGAGAUCAGCCAAACGCAGGCAACAGACCUAAUAGGUUGAAAACUUUAUAUUCCAUUUUGCUCUUUAGCUAAAGAAGUUUUGCUUGUGACCUACUGAUGGCUACGAUGCCAGUUAUUGUAAAACAAACAACAAAAAAAAAACACUACCCGUGAAAUCCUUGCCAUUUUAUAAAUGCCUAUUUUAACAUCAUUAUGAUUGCAGAGAUGCGUACACUUUUUUCUGACAAGAAAAAGUAAAAGGUAUAAGGGCAGUUCUGCCCUGCUGUUUCUACAGGCCUUUUUCAAAUGCAGAUUUUGUCAUAAAAUUGUUAUAGAUUUUUAAGACUGCUUUUUAAAUAUUAAAAUGUACUUUUACAUUCUUAAUCUUUUUUUAGGAAAAAAGUUUCCUUCUUUUGGCUACUUAUUUAAAAAUAACAGUUCUCUGAUUCUUUUUUGUUUUGUUUACUCUAUUUUUUUUUUUAAUCUGUGAAGUUUCUUUACAGUUUUCCAAGAAAUUAAACAUAACAGUCUCACCUUCAGCAGUUCAUUACACUGUCAUUGUUAACAUCUCUGCUGCAUUUUGUACUUUGGACAUAUGCAUAAUAUAUAUAAAAUCAGUGAUAGACCCAUAAUGCAACAUAUUGGAAGUUUUUUUACUUUUAUUUAAGCAUAAUAUAUAAUGAGUGUCCAUUUAUACUGAUUUAUACAAGUGAGCUUUUAAACACUGAAACAAUCAUUGCAAAAAUGUGUAUUCUUUCAUAAGGUUUAAGCAGCGAGGCAAGAAGAUAUGGUAUUAUUAGCAUUACUGAGAAUAUCUUUUUCUUUUGCUAUUAAACAGUGCAUCAAAAAUUACAAGUGGAAGACAGGUAUAGAUUUCAUCCUCUGGAAAUGUUUUAAUGCUAUCCAUUUCCAUUUAAAUGUCUUUUUCAUAAUUUGGUCCUUCCAUGCCUAAGAGAUUAGCCAGUUAGUUGGUAGGAAAUAACUGAAAGAAGAAGUCAACCUUCACUUCCCCUAGGAGCUGUGCAGUCUUGCUAGUUCAACUGAAAGAACUGAUUUGAAAUAGGAAGAAAAGGAUACACACACACACACAUAUGAUGCAUAGGAAUUAUGGGGAGAUAGUAUAAGAAUCUGAUGAAAUGAAUAGGAUCUCCGUAUUAAAUUAAUUGGAUAUAGAUUGUAUCUUUGUUUACAAUUUAAAGAAGAUACUUCAUGUCUUUUGUCCACUGGAUGUCACUAUUUUACUAUAAGGCAGCUAUUAGUAUAUAACUGUGACUGAGGUCUUCAGAGCUGAAGUUUAAAGUUGAAACAUGUGCAGUCACAACUUACAGGAACAUUUGUACUUUUUAAAAACUUUUAAAAGACAGUUGCUAAAAAGAUGAUUGAAAUACACAGGAAUAUGACAUUAAUCUUUUGUUUUAUUAAAGUGAGCAUUUUGUAACAUUCCUUCAGGAAGAAUAGAAAUGUAAAUCAUUUUCUGCAUGUUUGUGAGCAUUGUGAGGCUUAAAAAGAGUAUUGCAGUUUUCAGUGGUCUUUGUUUUUUGUUUUUUUCAGAACAAAAAGUCAAUCAGCAUUGUUAUUUGUCAUGUAGGUAUUGAACACUGGAUUGCAUGGUUGAAUGUGUCUUUAGUCCCCACCAAAUGUGCUUGACAUUAUUGAUAAGAUCAUGUUAAAUUGUGUAUUUUCAAAAUGAAUUGCUGUGCUUUUAAAAUAUUGAGACCAAAGUAGUAUAGACAAAUUAUGGACUUAAUUUAAUUGUAAAAUUAUUAGAGGUAUUUGUUGUAGAGCUUUAUAUAUUAAAGGGAGGUACUGGUGCAUAUAAAAGUAGUAAUAUUAUUGUUAUGCUUGUAUUCUUGCAUUUCAGGGUGAGUAAACCCCGAAGAAAUCUUAUUUUAGUGUAGCUACAGCUGCAGUGGCUUUUAAGGACAUAUCAACAUUUCAUUAUAAAUUAUAGCUUCCUGGUUCAGUGUUCUCAGCUGUUUGAGAACUUUCAGCCAAGUUAAAUCUUUUUUGGUGUUCAAACUUAGUAAGUUGAGUAAGCUUUUCUGUUUCUCCUACAGUAAUCCACAAUCUGUUCUUUGUGUGGGUUGGCACCUAUUUAUAAUUCUCAAAAUAAGGAUAGCUUAAAGGAGCCAAAUAUAGUAGUUUUGCUUGGUAUUGUUGAGCAUGAGUAGCAGCGUUUUUGUUAAUGCAUUUCUCAUAAGAUAUCUCAGAAUUUUAAAUCUUGACCACAGAAAAAUUCACUGUCAAAGAUGUAUGAUACUGGUCUAAUAUAAUGAAGAUGUGAAGGGAAUUUUCAUUCUGUCAGUGAAUGGUUGGUGAAUAAAACGUGGCACAUAGUAAGUAUAUUAUAGGUGUUUGACUUGUAAUUUACAAAUAUAAAAGAUUCUUUCCCCCAAUUUUCCUUUCAUUUUUGUGUAAAUUUCUUGAGUUGACUAGGUGGUUCUCAACCUUUGCUGCAUCUUAGCCCUGAAGAGCUUAAAAGAUCGAUACCUGGUUCCCAUCCCAGAAGGCCAGCUAAAACAGCAUCACUGUUGUUGUUGUUGUUGUAAAUAUCCUUGCAUGUGAUUCUAAUGGACAUCUAAGUUUGAGAACCACUAGGUUUUUUCUUUAUACCAAAUUCUGUUUGCAGGUGUUAAAAUAGGAUAAUUCAGUUUUCAGCUACUAUAUUUCUCAGUGUUUGUUUAGUAGUAAAAGGCACUUGGCCUUCCUUUUUGUUUGUUUUUGUAAUAGAAUUUGCCAGUAGUUUAAAUGUAAAUUUAUAACAUCUCAUCUUUCUACCUGUUUCCCUUUAAAACUUAUAAAAAUUAGAUUACUGUUUGAAAAAGCAUGUUAAAAAUUGCAAGUAAAUACUGCCAUUGACAAUUCUGUACUGUAUUAACAUAGCCACUGGUAUCUAUUACUAUAAUACUAGGCGGUGGUGGCCUUGUUGUUUAGGACUCAUGGAUUCACCUGUGUUUGGUUUCUGCUUUGUUUAGUUUUGUUUUUAAUCAUUGUCCUAAAGUUUUUUUGUUUUGUUUACCAUUAAAACAGAUAGCAUUUAAUUGAAGAUACGGUUGUGGCUAAUCUGGAAAGAAGUUCAGCAUGACUUGGUAUCAAAUUAAAAGAAUACAUGUUGUGAAUAUUUCAUCUUAUGGAAUGAAUAAUUGAAAUAUGAAGGACUAGUAAUUGUGUUUCCUGAAUAAAUGUAUGUUUAUGAAUCUUCUAA
Messenger RNA from Dipodomys spectabilis (banner-tailed kangaroo rat), 3779 nucleotides. RefSeq names its product lin-7 homolog C, crumbs cell polarity complex component (gene Lin7c). The coding region runs from base 34 to 627 and encodes 197 amino acids. The record is from RefSeq and is a predicted model, not a curated record. NCBI's taxonomy places the organism in Eukaryota, Metazoa, Chordata, Mammalia, Rodentia, Heteromyidae. Gene Ontology annotation, biological process: maintenance of epithelial cell apical/basal polarity; protein localization to basolateral plasma membrane; neurotransmitter secretion. Gene Ontology annotation, cellular component: basolateral plasma membrane; cell-cell junction; synapse. The transcript has 5 exons. Gene Ontology annotation, molecular function: L27 domain binding.